AAGUUCAGAAAGUGAAAGUGAAACAGAUCUAUUCACGAAGCCUACGAUAGGCUGCUUAAAUAGCAGAUCGCAUCGCCUCGGUUGAGAAGUGUUUCUCAGGAUGUCCCGGGUUAACUUUAGCCGCCUCUGUCGUCUUAUUAAAUGGUUAAAGCACGGCGUGUGGCACGUCGCGUGUUUCUCACUGCGCUGUAUCGUUGCAGUCCAUCGUGCUAUCGUCGGGUCCUCUCCUGUGAAUAUAGGAUGGCCUAAAGACCGCGGAAGCACCAGAGACGAGCCUGAAACAAGCAAGAAACUGUCAGAGCGAGUUAUAGAGGAGGGGGUCGAAGCGACAUCUGACCAUGAGUCUGAAAAUGAAGCUGUCGCCGGGGGGGAGAGGCCCGCAGAGACAGAGCCAGAGCCCAGCUCCGAGCAGUAUAGUGAAGACGAUGACGAUGACUUUGACAGCAAAGAGUAUCGAGUUGAGACCACAGAUGAUUUCUACUGUGACUAUGAUUCAAGCUGGGAGAUUGAGGAGACUCAGGAGGAGCCCUUAAAGAGCACCUGGCGACCAGCACGUUCAUCUUCCAAGUUCAGAAGAUUUCAAGCUGCUGCAAUAGACAUGCAGAACUACAGACACAACUACCCUAACCAGAGACAGUCACACCGUUGGAACGAGCCUGAUGCCAAACCUAAUUUGAGUUUCUACCAGGGACACACAGCCACUCUACCUGACAAGGUCUGCAUCAACAAUUUCCAUGAUGACUGGUUUCAGAGAUAUGACAAACUGGAGUAUGUACACACCUAUAUUCAAUGGUUGUUCCCACUGCCAGAGCCAGGCAUGAACUCUGGGGCCACUACACUGACAGUAGAAGAAAUUCAUGAGUUUUGCAAAAGCAACACUGCAAAGGACAAUCUGUUGAAGUCCUACAAGCUCAUGUUGGACUUCUAUGGUAUUCAUUUGUGUGAUGAGACAACAGGAGAAGUCGAGAGAGCGCUAAACUGGAGAGAACGAUUCUUCAACCUCGACUGUAACACUCAUAACAACUUGCGCAUCACCCGCAUCCUGAAGUGCCUGGGUAUCCUGGGGUUCCCUCACUACCAAGCUCCCCUGGUCCACUUCUUCCUGAAGGAGACCCUCUUGAAUGGAGAACUCCCACGUGUCAAGGAAAGUGUACUGAACUACUUUAUGUUUUCUGUCAGGGACAAGAGAGAACGCAGGAGUCUCAUCAAGUUUGCCUUCGACAACCACAAGUGUAAAGAUGAGUUUGUCUGGUGCCCAAAGAAAAUUCAGCUGAUGUGGUUAAGGCGGUCAGAGUCAGAGCUCCAAAAGGGAAUGAACAGAUAUGAGUCUGAACAAUAAAGAUGAAGACAGUAUGAGGAUAAUAUAACUGCCAAAGUAGAAUGCACCAAAUCCAAACCAUAGACUUACUCUUCUACUUAUAGAUCAGGACCAGGGAAAGAAAUGACUUGUGUUUUUGGAGGUUGUCAAUAAAACCACAAACUGGAAUUUCACUGCCAAAUGAACACAAUAGAUAUCAGACUGUUUCCUAAAACUCAACCUUUUUUUUUUGCUUUAUUUCCAAGAAAUGUUUGGAGCUGCUUGGCACCAGCCCAAAGUUAAAAGCAUAAUGCAUAACCAUGUGCAUGAACAAUAGAUUCCAAAGCAGUGGUCAACCAUUUUCAGUAAGCAUCCCAUCAGGUUUGAGUAUUCUUUGUACUUUUCUAGUGUGAACAUAAUCAACUGAAACGGCCUUAACACUAAAAACAUGUCUGAAGCCUGGAGCAAUAGAAGACAGAGCAUAAAGCAGUCGCAACAAAAAUGCUUUCACCUGCAGUCGUUGUUGAUCACAAAGCAUUUAAAGCAGAGAGAAAGAGCUUGUGCUGCAUUAAUGCAGAUGAAAAAAAGAAACCCUAAGGAAAUGUUAAGAGACUUAAAGCAUCAAAGACAGAAGAUGGGAUCAGUUAUCAGAAAUGAUCCUUAAUAUUUACAGUCUGUGGAGUUAUCCUGUGAAGGGGAGGCAGACGCAGAUACUGCACAAGUUGUCACCUCUAAAUUUCCUCAGGAGUUCAUACAAUGGUUCACCGUGCUGUACACAGAGUUAUGCAAAGAUUUGUAUUUCUUUUAAUAACCAGCUUGUUUUGCAUUGGGGAUGAAAGAUGACGGUCUAGACCUGCUCUUUUUGUAAAGUGUCUCGAGUCAACAUUUGUUGUGAAUGUGCCCGAUACAAGAUUGAUAUUAUAAUCGUAUUCUUUGAUUUUUACAAAAACAAGUGUCCUUAUAUUGGUAAAUGUGUUGAAUAAGUGCAACUGUAAAAACCUGGAUUUAUUUUGAAGAUGAAUAAAAUAAAUUGUUUGUGAACUCCA
Labrus mixtus (cuckoo wrasse) is the source of this 2343-nucleotide messenger RNA. RefSeq names its product opioid growth factor receptor-like. Lineage: Eukaryota; Metazoa; Chordata; Actinopteri; Labriformes; Labridae. The transcript is spliced from 8 exons. Bases 101 to 1339 code for a protein of 412 amino acids. Gene Ontology annotation, cellular component: membrane. Gene Ontology annotation, molecular function: opioid growth factor receptor activity. The record is from RefSeq and is a predicted model, not a curated record.